UUAUUUAUUAUAGCUAGACUACAAGAUUUUAAUAAUAAUAUUUGUAAAUAAUAUACAAUAAUAUAAAUUACGUAGCAUUCCUGUGUUCUGUAGAAGUUGUAGUUCGAAUUGACAGAAUGCUGAGGUCUUUGGCUCUAUUGUUGUUUGUGGCGACAUCCCUGGCCGGCAGCCUUGAAGAUAAUGAGUCCUGUUAUUCGUUUGCGGGCGGUUCAGUGUACCCCGCGGAGGCUCCCAAGAGCGAUCAUCAGCUUCAGUACACCAAGGCAGUUAUUUCCAAGCCGGCGCCAACAUUUGAAGGCACUGCAGUGGUGAACAAGGAAAUUGUUAAGCUCUCCUUAUCCGAAUAUCGAGGCAAAUAUGUGGUGUUGCUGUUCUAUCCCUUGGAUUUCACCUUUGUCUGCCCCACCGAAAUUAUCGCCUUCUCCGAUCGCAUUGCCGAGUUCCGCAAGAUCAACACGGAGGUGAUUGCUGCAAGUGUGGACUCCCAUUUCACUCAUCUGGCCUGGAUUAAUACGCCACGCAAGGAGGGCGGUUUGGGUAAUGUAAAGAUUCCACUGCUAUCCGAUCUGACGCACAAGAUUAGCAAAGACUAUGGCAUCUAUUUGGACGAUUUGGGCCACACACUUCGCGGUCUCUUCAUCAUCGACCAACGCGGCGUGUUGCGUCAGAUAACGAUGAAUGAUUUGCCUGUGGGACGCUCUGUGGACGAGACUCUGCGAUUGGUGCAGGCAUUCCAAUACACAGACACGCACGGCGAAGUUUGUCCAGCUGGCUGGAAGCCGGGCGCUGACACGAUCGUGCCAAACCCGGAAGAGAAGACCAAAUAUUUUGCUAAAAACAACUAGAGGAGUGAGUGGAUGGGAUGAAAGAAGAAAGGAAGCAUUACAAUAUAUGCCCAGUAAUAUUUUAAUUCCGUUUUCAACCAAAAACAAUGUGCACGACUGAGAAAUAAAGGCAUAUUUUUCCUGUACAUAGGCACAGAAUACCAGAAA
Scaptodrosophila lebanonensis is the source of this 992-nucleotide messenger RNA. It is a transcript of the gene Prx4, whose product is annotated as peroxiredoxin-2. The record is from RefSeq and is a predicted model, not a curated record. Bases 117 to 845 code for a protein of 242 amino acids. NCBI's taxonomy places the organism in Eukaryota, Metazoa, Arthropoda, Insecta, Diptera, Drosophilidae. Gene Ontology annotation, molecular function: thioredoxin peroxidase activity. The transcript is spliced from 5 exons. Gene Ontology annotation, cellular component: endoplasmic reticulum; cytosol. Gene Ontology annotation, biological process: hydrogen peroxide catabolic process; cellular response to stress; cell redox homeostasis.